Ipomoea nil (Japanese morning glory) is the source of this 1730-nucleotide messenger RNA. Its product is annotated as pentatricopeptide repeat-containing protein At4g38150. Gene Ontology annotation, molecular function: protein binding. The record is from RefSeq and is a predicted model, not a curated record. The coding region runs from base 236 to 1282 and encodes 348 amino acids. NCBI's taxonomy places the organism in Eukaryota, Viridiplantae, Streptophyta, Magnoliopsida, Solanales, Convolvulaceae. The transcript has 3 exons.
UCAAGAUCAAGACCUGAAUAUUUUACUCCGUAAAAUAUUUAAUUCCAUCUUCCUCACUGGCGCCGCCAGUCGGAAAGCCCAAUUUUAUGCCAAGAUGAAACUUGAAGCUAAGUGCCAUUGACGACGAAAGAAGCAUUCAAAGAGUGAGAAGAGUAUUUCCAUCUGUUUGCUGUCACAGAGAGUGGUAAUCUUCUUGGGUAAAAGCCAUAGAAGUUUCUGCUACCUGGUAAUAGACAUGGCAGCAUUGCUGAGAAUGAGAGGCAGCAGGGUUUACUCUAAGCAGCAACAUAGUCUUUCCUUCUUGCUGAAUGAAUCACUUUGCUGUGUUCAGCUCCUGAAAUUACGCUCAGUCUGUAGUUCUGUCAAAUUUGAUGAUCAUCAACACUACAAUAAUACUCCCAGCUCUCCUAACCCAAAUACCCCUCGGUCGAACUUUUCUCCUCCCGAGCCUAUACCCAAUAGGCCAUUGAGAGAUGAGUCUAGAAGACCCCGGUUUAUUCCCCGGGGCCAACGGCAGGCAGGGAGGCCUUCUGCUAGUUUCAACCGACCUGAUGGGCAAGAUAGAAAUCAGAGUCCACAGGCUAGUAGUGGCGAAGAUUUUCUCAAGAGAUUUCAGCUUGGAUUUGACCAUGAAAAAAGCGACCCAAAUCAUACCAAUCCUCUCAAAGGAGAGAGUACUGAGAGUUCUGCUGAGGAAUCACCACCUCCACCGCAAGAUGCAGAUGAGAUAUUUAAAAAAAUGAAAGAAGCUGGGUUGAUUCCAAAUGCUGUAGCAAUGCUUGAUGGGCUUUGCAAGGAUGGAUUGGUUCAAGAGGCAAUGAAGCUCUUUGGGCUUAUGCGUGAAAAGGGUACCCUUCCGGAAGUAGUUAUAUACACUGCUGUAGUCGAGGGGUUCUGCAAGGCUUAUAAUCAUGAUGAUGCUGUGAGAAUUUUCCGAAAAAUGCAAAGCAAUGGCAUUAUUCCUAAUGCUUUCACUUAUAGCAUCUUGAUCCAGGGGCUUUGUCAAGGAAAGAGAUUGGAGGAUGCAUUUGGGUUCUGUCUGGAAAUGUUGGAGGCAGGACAUUCACCUAACUUAGCAACGUUCAUUGGUUUGGUUGAUGGGUAUUGUAAGGAGAAAACGUUGGAGGAUGCCCAGAACAUGAUUCAAACACUGAGGCAAAAAGGUUAUUACCUUGAUGAGAAAGCUGUUAGGGAGUACUUGAACAAGAAAGGACCAUUCUUACCAUUGGUUUGGGAGGCAACCCUAGGCAAGAAAGCUUCACCCAGGCUAUCUUUGUUUUAGCUAUUUCGAAUGCUUGGAAGAGUCUCAAUACUUUUCUUCCUCCACCCCACUUUCCAUGUGUUCACACAUUUUGCCUAGUUCAACAGGUAUUGGCUGUUAGCAAUUAGCCACUUAAGUUCAAGAACGUCACUGAAUGAAUGUAGUUAAAGUGGUUGUAGUUAGUUAUGCUUGGAGUAUCAUCAGCCAUUGAAUGCGAUAAUAUCAUUAUUUCCAUUUCACAAUCUGAAUUGAAGGUCCUGGAGAAAGAUUAUUUGCAAACUAAGUAGUUGUUGCAAAGACUGCAAUAUGGCCAAUGUACAAUAGUUCAUUUCCUUUUGCAGAAAAACCUUUUGCAGGUUGGAGUGGAGAGGAGAGUAUGAAGGACAAAAAGAGGAUAUAGGUGAUGCCAGAUUUUGUCAUCAAUAAGACUCAGAAGUAAUGAACUAGUCUUAUACUUAUUUUCAAAAUA